GCCACGCUGAUUCGUCGGCCAGGCACCAGCGGCCAGGAGGGUUCGGGUUUGAUAGUUGUGGCCUGCAUCCCGCUACACUUAUUCUCAUCGACCUUCGCCUCAUCCUCUCCUCCAUCCACCACCCGUCCUCUCUUCUACACAUCUCCAAUGGCCUCUAUCGCCGCUGCCAAGCGCCUCCUGGUGAAGCGCUCCUUCUCUUCUUCUCCCAUUGCCCCGGCUGCCAAGUCUGUCAACAGCGGCGCCUCGCGCAUGAUGCUCAGAAAGAACCCCAUCCCCAUCGUCGGCCAGCGUGCUGCUAUGCGCAUGGUCGACCUCGGUGCGCGUUCUGCGUCUACGAGUGGCGGGACCACUCCGUUGACCGUUCGUGAUGCCUUGAACCAGGCUAUGGCCGAGGAGAUGGAACGCGACGAGACAGUCUUCCUCAUGGGUGAGGAAGUCGCUCAGUACAACGGUGCUUACAAGAUCUCCCGUGGUCUGCUGGACAAGUUUGGUGACAAGCGGGUGGUUGACACUCCUAUCACCGAGGCCGGUUUCACCGGUCUCUGCGUUGGUGCUGCCCUUGCCGGUCUCAAGCCCAUCUGUGAGUUUAUGACUUUCAACUUUGCGAUGCAGGCCAUCGACCAGAUCAUCAACUCCGGAGCCAAGACCUUCUACAUGUCCGGUGGUACCCAGCCUUGCAACGUCACCUUCCGUGGACCUAACGGUGCUGCUGCUGGUGUCGCUGCUCAGCACUCACAGGACUACAGCGCAUGGUACGGUUCCAUCCCUGGUCUUAAGGUUGUUUCUCCCUACUCUGCCGAGGACGCCAAGGGUCUUUUGAAGGCCUCUAUCCGGGAUCCUAACGUCACCAUCUUCCUCGAGAACGAGAUCAUGUACGGUGAGUCGUUCGAUGUCUCCGAGGAGGUCCUCUCGCCCGACUUUGUCAUUCCCAUCGGAAAGGCCAAGAUCGAGCGUGCCGGUACCGACGUCACCUUGGUCUCGCACUCCCGCAACGUCGAGUUCUGUCUCCAGGCUGCUGAGUCACUCGCCAAGGAGAACAUCUCGGCCGAGGUCAUCAACCUCCGCUCGAUCAAGCCCAUGGAUGUCCCCGCCAUUGUCAAGAGUGUAAAGAAGACCAACAGACUUGUCUCGGUCGACUCUGGAUAUCCCGCCUUCGGUUUCGGAUCCGAGAUCUGCGCUCAGAUCAUGGAGACUGAGGCUUUCGACUACCUCGACGCCCCCGUUGAGCGGGUUACUGGCGCUGAGGUUCCUACUCCUUACGCCGCCGAGCUCGAGACCUUCGCUUUCCCCGUUCCUGAGGUUAUCAUCAAGGCUGCCAAGAAGACCUUGUACUUGCCUUACUAAAUGGACAGAAUUUCGGCCUGCAUCGCGUUUCGUUACAACGGACGUGAAAUAGUGUCAGAUUGACUGUUGCGUUUUUUCGAUUAACCAGCGCUAGCUUAAUCUUGUCGCUAGUAGCGUUAUGAAAGAAAGAAAAUUAUAGAAUCUGGCUGUAUGGGCGAGAUGCAGAGAUAUGUAGCAUAAUAUAAGAUCCUAUUAUUUAAUUCACUAUUUUACAA
Messenger RNA from Myxozyma melibiosi, 1559 nucleotides. RefSeq lists its product as uncharacterized. The coding region runs from base 148 to 1344 and encodes 398 amino acids. NCBI's taxonomy places the organism in Eukaryota, Fungi, Ascomycota, Lipomycetes, Lipomycetales, Lipomycetaceae. The record is from RefSeq and is a predicted model, not a curated record. The transcript is spliced from 3 exons. Gene Ontology annotation, molecular function: pyruvate dehydrogenase (acetyl-transferring) activity. Gene Ontology annotation, biological process: pyruvate decarboxylation to acetyl-CoA.